This is a messenger RNA of Papaver somniferum (opium poppy), 1407 nucleotides long. RefSeq lists its product as uncharacterized. The record is from RefSeq and is a predicted model, not a curated record. Bases 1 to 936 code for a protein of 311 amino acids. Lineage: Eukaryota; Viridiplantae; Streptophyta; Magnoliopsida; Ranunculales; Papaveraceae. The transcript is spliced from 10 exons. Gene Ontology annotation, cellular component: spliceosomal complex.
AUGGGAGCCUUAGAAGUAUUUGCUUCUACUAUUGGCAAGUUUUCUGACAAUGAUGAUUUACGAGCAGUACAAAAUAUUGCACAGAUGAUUUUUGAAGGAGGAGGAGCUGUAGCAACAAUUGCCGGCUGUAACAGCAAACUGAUUAAUUGGGUAUUGGAAGCAAUCACAUGUACCAAAUGGGAUGCAAAAGUGUGUGCUGUGGGGUUUUUAAAUACUCUUUUGAUGUCUAGUAUGAAAAAUAGAUUCCAGUUAGGCCAAAUGGGCAUUGUGCCUGUUGUUGUAAAUGCUCUUUCAUCUCUUACAAGAAUUGAUUAUUUUUGUGGGUCUGCCAUUGCGGCACUUGAUAUAGUGAAAGGUUGUGCUUCUGACAAGUUUGUGAAUGAUGCUUUGGAAUUGGACAUUGCAAUAUUCCCUCCUUCCAUGGAUAUGAUUCAUGGGAGCACUAUGCAUUUUAAAGCAGAAAUUGAAGAACGUCUUAUAUCUCUAAUUGAAUCAUUAACUGGUGGCAUUGCCGAGACGGAAAAACAUAUAUUGUCAAAAAGGUUUGAGGAGAAUGAUGGUGAACGAAUCACUUGGCUUAUGGAGCACUUCAUACGAUAUUCCAAAAAAGUUGAUGCAGCGGCAAAUCAUCUCAAAAAGAAACAGCUGAACUCGUCUGAGCUCUACAAGGAAAAAUUGCAAUAUGGAUUCCCCACGCUUCAGUCCAUUGCUGUUAUUCUUGGUUAUCUUUGGUCGUCCGAGAUAAGUGCUAAGAUUGAAAGUGAAUUGUCCCAUCACCAGAUAGAGAAGAAAGUUGUGUGGGAUAUUCUCUCGGAAUAUCGUGACAACAUUGGCAGCGCGGGCGGAUCAGUAGAAAGUACAAAGACAGUGAUCGAGGAAUACAUUGCUUCUCUUGAGGUUGAAAAUCGUGACCAGAGGAUGAAAUCAUGUACUUGAAAAUCCUGACUAGGGGGUGGAGCUGGAUGCAAACAGCAAGGGGCGACGAAUUGGAGUGCAGUCCAGCAGCAUUUUAUGGCUUUGAAUUUGUUUAAUUAGAGUACGUUUUUAUGGCUUAGUGACCAUUAUUUCGAAGCAUGUUUGGAGACAAAUAUUGAGGCAUUGAUUUGGAACACAAAUUUCGUGACAACAUUUCUUGCUUGGAUUAGUAGCUGGUAAGAUUAAAAUACAAGCAAAGGAAUGUAGAGAAAGAGAAAAAGACGGUGUGACAGACAACUUCAUUUUUUUAGGGUGAUUUGAUUUCACGAUUUCUAGUGCUUGAGAGUCUGGAAUGGAUGGCCUAGUAAUAUAUUUUGGGCUAGAGAAUAGUGAGUUGGAUGGGAACGAUUCAAGAAAGAGUAAAAGAGUUAUGUUAUCAUGCACACCUGAUGCAGGGUUAUGGGAUUAACAUAAACUGAACAUAUGAUAACU